Messenger RNA from Dovyalis caffra, 3267 nucleotides. The record is from the annotation of a GenBank genome assembly. NCBI's taxonomy places the organism in Eukaryota, Viridiplantae, Streptophyta, Magnoliopsida, Malpighiales, Salicaceae.
AUGAUUGAUAAUGAAGAGGGGACCCACGACACCAUCUCGGGGCCCACCUCUGCUGAUCCGCUCGAUUCUGUCAAAUCGGACGGUGGUGAUGCAUCGCCAUCGCAGUAUUCCUCUUGUGGAGAAUCUGAGUUCGAGCGGUACUGUAGCGCCAAUUCAGUUAUGGGCACUCCUAGUAUUUGUAGUAGUUCAUUUGGAGCUUCUUUUAAUGAUUGUAUAGAAUCUGAUAUUGGGUCUUUAAAAAGUUUGGAUAAUUUUAGCUUGGGGCCGAAAAGUUUCCAUUUUGGGUUUGAUGAUAAUAGGAACUUAGAGGAUCACAAGCUUUCGAAUUUAGGUAUUGGUAGUUUAGAUGGCAGUUUUGAAGAGAAUGGGAUUGGUGGGUUGGAAACUUGUGGAGAAAGUAGUGGAUUCGGUAAUGAAUCGUACAGCAGACGGGAGAGUGUUCAUUUGGGAACUGGGAAUGGGGACUUGGGUGGGGUCGGUAGUGGAGAGAAUGACGGAUGUUUUAGUCGGUUGGAUGUGGAGGCAGGCUUGGGGUUUGAUGGAGGGGAAGUGGAGGGAGGGGAGGACGGGGGUUCGUCUAGAUAUGGAUAUUCAGAAGAUGAUGAUUCAAUGUAUGGGUGUGGUUCGGAUGAUGAGAAUAGGAAGAAUUUGUAUUUUCGGAGGAAUGAGUUGCUUGGCGAGGAAGGGAAAGUCAGUGAUGAGAAUCCGUUGAAUAUGAGUUCAUCUGUGGCUUUUGGGUCCGAUGACUGGGAUGAUUUUGAGCUAGAAACCAGGGGAGGCAUUGGAGCUUCUUUGACCUUGGAUAAAUUUCAGCAGCAUGAUCACGGUCGGGAGACUGAUGGAAAGGUUUCUAGUUCUACUUUUGUGGCCUUGACUGUGGCACCGGUUGUUGGUGAAACAGAAAUAGGGAAAGAUGUGAUAGAGGAACAUGCUGGCAUUGGAGACAGUGUAGGUGAUGGUUUUGGAGAGAAGCUCAAUUCUGGUACUGAGGUCCCUUUUGGUGUACGGAAUUCUGUUGUGGAUCAAGUGGAAGAUACGAGAGACAUUCCUGUAGCCAGUCGUCAGGCACAAGGUGCUCAUGAAUUGACCGAAGUUGAUAAAAGUACCUCAAUCAUGCCAUUUGGUUUUCCAGGCCAUUGCGAAGCACAGCAAGAAGAUUUUAGAGACAUUUCUUUUAACUGCAAUCAAGUCCAAGGUGCUAAUCAGACAGCAGAGCUUUAUAAUAGUUGUCCUGUCAGUGAUGUCAUUGAGGUGGAGCAGGAACGUCUGGUAGAAAAAAGUCUCAUAGGAUUAGGGUUGAAUUUUACAGAUUACCACAUGGAAGGUUUGUAUCCAUCUGUGAAAUCUGAGGAAGUUGUUUGCACUGAUGACAACAGAUCUUUGGCAAAUGAAGAGGCUGGGAAUUCUGAAGUAGAGGCAGACCCCCUUUCUGAUACAACCAACCAACUUUGUUCCUGCCCAGCUGAAUAUUCAGAAAAUGCAAGGGAAGAAUCUCUUGUGGUCCAAAAACUAAAUUCAACUGUGCCAAUGCUUGAAAAUAACAUGAAGAAAGCAUCAGAAAAUGCUCCUGGUUCUGUGGUUGUUUAUGAGGACCAUUCUGCGGUGGUUAAGGCAGAGAAUUUUGAGCUUAUUGAAUUUUAUGAUGAGAUUGUCAAUGAAAUGGAAGAGAUUUUACUUGACUCUGGCGAGUCUCCAGGGGCUAGGUUUCCUCAGGGCACUCGCAUGUUUCAGUCAAUGCCUCUAAGGGAUGGUGGGUCAACUGCUUCUACUUCUGGUACUGAUGAGGCUUACCCACUAAUUACACAGCCACAGAGAAUCGAUGGGGUUGAAGUGGUAGGUGUAAAGCAGAAGAAGGGAGAUGUCUCCCUUAGCGAAAGGUUGGUUGGAGUGAAGGAAUAUACUGCAUAUAUAAUAAGGGUAUGGAGUGGCAAAGACCAGUGGGAGGUUGAACGCAGGUAUCGUGAUUUCCAUACACUCUAUCGUAGGCUGAAAUCAUUAUUUGCUGACCAGGGCUGGACGCUUCCUUCUCCUUGGUCCUCUGUGGAAAAGGAAUCUAGAAAAAUAUUCGGGAAUGCAUCUCCAGAUGUUGUUUCUGAGAGGAGUGUUCUUAUUCAAGAGUGUUUACAUUCAACUAUCCAUUCUGGGUUCUUUUCCAGUCCCCCAAGUGCACUGGUUUGGUUCUUAUGUCCUCAAGAUUCAUUUCCUAGUUCCCCUGCAGCAAGAACACCAGUUCCUCAGUCUAUAUUUUCUAACAGAGGGGCAGUUGAAGGAAAUGUUUCCACUUUAGGGAAGACAAUAUCACUUAUUGUUGAAAUUCGGCCAUACAAAUCUACUAAACAGAUGCUAGAAGCACAACAUUAUACUUGUGCCGGAUGCCACAAGCAUUUUGAUGAUGGGAUGACAUUGAUGCGGGACUUUGUACAGACACUUGGGUGGGGAAAGCCUCGACUUUGCGAAUACACUGGUCAAUUAUUUUGUUCUUCAUGCCAUACAAAUGAGACUGCAGUUUUGCCAGCAAGAGUUCUACAUUAUUGGGAUUUUACUCAAUACCCAGUUUCUCAAUUGGCCAAGUCAUACCUGGAUUCCAUCCAUGAGCAGCCCAUGCUUUGUGUAAGUGCAGUAAAUCCUUUCCUAUUCUCCAAGGUCCCAGCCUUACACCAUGUUAUGGGUGUCAGGAAAAAAAUUGGAACUAUGCUUCCAUUUGUUCGAUGUCCAUUCCGCAGGACCAUCAACAAAGGACUCGGAUCUCGAAGAUAUCUUCUUGAAAGCAACGAUUUUUUUGCCCUUAGAGACCUCAUUGAUCUCUCAAAAGGGGCUUUUGCAGAAGUCUCCAAUAUCUACUCACUACCGGUGAUUGUGGAAACUGUUUCAAGGAAAAUCCUGGAGCAUAUAACAGAGCAAUGCCUCAUAUGUUGUGAUGUUGGAGUCCCCUGCAGUGCCCGACAAGCUUGUAAUGACCCGUCUUCACUCAUUUUCCCUUUUCAGGAAGGUGAAAUUGAAAGGUGUGCUUCUUGCGAUUCAGUAUUCCACAAGCCCUGCUUCAGAAAGCUUACAAAUUGCGCAUGUGGGGCACACCUCGGGCCAGAUGAGGUCAUGGAGUCUACUAAUAAGUUGAGCCGUAAGGCCAGUGGUCUCACGCUGGGAGGGAGAUCGGGCUCUACUUUGCAUUUGGGAUUGCUCUCCGGACUAUUUUCGAAGGCAAAUCCGAAAAAUAUGAAGGGUUACAAGGAUGAUGAUACUAUUAUUUUAAUGGAAGACUUUGAGUAG